AUGAGUUUUUCUUCCACAUCAACACCUCCGAACAUAAAUUCAAAUCCGUUUUUGAGUUUAUUAAAAAAACAAAAUAGUUCUUCUAAUACCCUUACACGUGAUGUACCAUCUGUACAUCAAAGUAGAACUUCUAUUGAUUCUACAUCUUCAAAACCAUUAACAUUCCAGGAAACAAUCGGCUUUUCAACAUUACCUGAUCAGAUACAUCGAAAAACACUUAAACGAGGAUUUGAAUUUACACUUAUGGUUGUUGGUUUGUACUUGACUUUGAUUUGUGUAUUUUUUAAUAAAAAUCAUACUUUUUCGAUAGGCGAACAUGGUCUAGGUAAAUCAACAUUUAUUAAUACUUUAUUCAUGACAGAACUUUAUGCUGAUCGACCACCAUCUGCUCGACUUCAUCCACCAAAGACAGUUGAAAUCGAAACUCGUACCGUUGAAUUAGAAGAAAAAGGUGUUAAAUUACGUUUAACUGUUGUUGAUACACCAGGUUUUGGUGAUGGAAUGAAUUCCGCUGAAAGUUGGAAACCAAUACUUGAUUUUAUUGAUCAACAAUUUCUUAAAUAUUUUCAAGCUGAAACAAGUUUUGGUAUCGAACGUAAAUAUGUUCAAGAUCAACGUGUUCAUUGCUGUUUAUAUUUUUUACCACCAAGUAUUCGAGGUCUUCGACCAAUUGAUCGAGAUUUUCUUCAUCAUCUUCAACAUAAAGUUAAUAUAAUACCUGUUAUUGCUAAAGCAGAUACUUUACUUAAAAGUGAAUUAACAGCAUUAAAAAAACAAUUAUUAAGUGAUAUUGAUAAAUAUGGAGUACAAUUAUAUGAUUUUCCUGAAGGAGAUCCCGAACAAGAUGAAGAUAGUCAUACACUUGAUAAAGUUUUACGAGAAUCAAUUCCAUUUGCUAUAAUGGGUAGUAAUACAACACUUGAAUCAAAUGGACGUAAAAUUCGUGCUAGAACUUAUCCGUGGGGUGUAGUUGAUGUUGAAGAUUCAAAAUACAGUGAUUUACCUCAUUUACGUGAAAUGCUAUGCAAAACACAUCUUCAAGAUUUAAAAGAUGUUACAAGUGAUCUUCAUUAUGAAAGUUUUCGAGCUCAACAAUUACUUGGAAAAAGAAAUUUAAAUGAUAUUUAUGAAGAUGAUCCAUAUGAAAAUAUUGAAGUUAAAUAUAAAAUACUUCAACAAAAAGAUGAACAAAUUCGUGAUAUGAAACAACAAAUAUUUGAUAUGCAACAAAAGUUAAGUUCAAAUAUUAAUGAAUAUCAAACAAUUAAUCCUUCUGCGGAGAUUGAACGAAGCAAUAGCGGAGAACGAUUUACUAAGAUUUAG
This is a messenger RNA of Rotaria sp. Silwood2, 1323 nucleotides long. The record is from the annotation of a GenBank genome assembly. NCBI's taxonomy places the organism in Eukaryota, Metazoa, Rotifera, Eurotatoria, Philodinida, Philodinidae.